Molecule: messenger RNA, 336 nt
Organism: Seminavis robusta
Lineage: Eukaryota; Bacillariophyta; Bacillariophyceae; Naviculales; Naviculaceae
Source: the annotation of a GenBank genome assembly
AUGGAUCCUAAUUCGUCCCAGGAAAACAUGGACAAUGCCAGCAAGCGUCGUUCUCCAAGCAUUGGUGAAGAUGCAGACUCUACCAAGAGAAGCAAGGUUGGUUCACCCACCAAUGACAUUGACAAGAUGGAAGCGGAAGCCUCUCUAAACAAAAUUGCUCAGGAAAGUGGGCCCCCCAAUAUCAAAGAUAAGGAUUCCAAUGACAAACCAUCAUCCAACACCGUUAUCACUGGAGGCAAGGGCGUUGGCGAAGCAGGUUCCAUGCUGUCAGACCUUUCCGAUUUAGAGUCAGUUGCUAGCUGGCCCGAGUGGAAGGACGGUGAUGCUGAUUUGUAG